CAUCAGCAGUGACCAAAGCAAACUAUAGAUAUUCCAUGAGCCUUGGUUCUUUAAUUCACAAUAAACAAAGGUAAAAUGAAGAAAAUCAAGUUCAAUGAUGUAAUCAAAGAAGAGGUGGUUCAAGAGACUAAAAGAAUAUCCUUAAGAAGAAAUAAUGAUGAGGAUGAUGAUGAUGACUUCAAUUUAUCAAAUGAUAUCCAGCAAAGUCUUAGCAAACAAUUAUCAUUGAAUCUGGAUAAUUUGCUGGAGGAUAUGCUUGUUCCAGAUUUGACAACAGUAAAGGAUAAAGGGAAAUCAUUUGAUGGUGUGAAGUUGUUGAGUGUAUCGGAUAAGUGUAUAAAAGUGAAGAGUGCCAAAGCUUUGCAGAAAGAGCAAACGGAAAAUGUGCUGAGGAGAAAAAAGAGACACAUGGCUGACUUGGAACUUGAUCCAGAUCAGUAUGAGAAAUGUAAAUUGGUGGCUGUUAGUUAUCAAGACAUUGUUGAGAAGAAAGAUGUGCAAUUUUGGAGUAAUCAGACUAAGGCUAAAGUGUUGAAAUAUAAGAAGGAUGAUAAAGGAGAUUUAGUUUUACAAGAGGAUCCUUUUGUAUCAAUAAAUUAUAAAUAAA
Messenger RNA from Nicrophorus vespilloides, 607 nucleotides. RefSeq lists its product as uncharacterized. The record is from RefSeq and is a predicted model, not a curated record. Lineage: Eukaryota; Metazoa; Arthropoda; Insecta; Coleoptera; Silphidae. Bases 76 to 606 code for a protein of 176 amino acids. The transcript is spliced from 2 exons.